Messenger RNA from Gongylonema pulchrum, 387 nucleotides. The record is from the annotation of a GenBank genome assembly. Lineage: Eukaryota; Metazoa; Nematoda; Chromadorea; Rhabditida; Gongylonematidae.
AUGAUCAUCAUUAUGACGAUCAUGGUUAUGAUCAUGAUUAUAACUGUGAUUGCGAUUAAGAUGGUUAUGGUUGCUAUUACGAUUAUAAUAACGAUGACCAUGAUCGUGAUGACUGUGGUUACGAUUGCGAUGAUCAUGAUCAUGAUUGUGAUGAUUACUAUUAUGACUACGACUAUGGUCAUGACUACGACAAUGAUUACGACAACGACAAUGAUUAGUGAUUAUGAUUACGAUUAUAAUCACGAUAACGGAUAUGGUUAUGAUUUUGAUGAUUAUGGCUACGACGAUUAUGAUUAUGAUGAUCACGACUACGGCUGUGACCGCUAUUACGGUUAUGAUUAUGGUUAUGACGAUUACGAUGAUUAUGAUGAUAAUGAUCAUGAUUAA